AUGGCCUCGAUCACCCUCGACGAGCUCCACGCGUAUCACGCCAUCGAUCGAUCGAUAUUCUCUAGGCUGGUGAUAAAUCUCGGGAGGGAUCCGGCUGAGUCUAUGCUAGUUAUGGCCCUGUGGCUUUGGUUCGAGGAGACCGGUUACCCCAACAUUAUCGCGAGAAGCGUUAACGUGUCGGAUCCCGUCUUGGUAGCGCUAGCCGGUGAAGCCGUUUCGUGUUUGGACUGUCUCGAAUUGACGGAACCCCCCGUGCCACCUAGUGGCAACUUGCCUCUGACUUCAAGGAUCAUGGAGAAGGAUGUUUCUCUGCAUAUGUUGUACCAGAACAAAUUCAGUACCAUCAGCGGGAUAAAGAGUUUCAUGAACACCGUCUGCGCUCGGAUUUUCACCGAUAUCUUGCAACACGUGAUGGGGAUCGCGCCACAAGCGAUCCUCAAUCAGCCUCUCGUCAUCCCCGGUUUCCCUCACCCGUUAUUCGGCAACGUCACCAUAGUGCCUAGAGCCAUGGACCAUGACUUCCCUAUAGGAGGCCUGUGGGGAUGGCACCCUUGCAACAACGUCACCGAGGACGAAAGGACCCUGUUCCUGACUUUCUCGCGGGGCUUUCCAGUUUCGGAAGACGAAAUGAGGGAAGUCUUCACCAGGAUACGCGGCGUUUGUGUCGACAGCGUGCACAUGCAGGACAAUGUCCAAAGGGGUGAGCAGGCAUUGUUUGCUAGGAUGGUUCUACGUUCCGUCACGAAUGUCGAUCAGGUAUUGAACGGGAGGCGCGUAGCGAAGUACCGGGUCAACGGGAAACACAUAUGGGCACGGAAGUAUGAGCGCAGGGAGUAG
Messenger RNA from Hibiscus syriacus, 837 nucleotides. RefSeq lists its product as uncharacterized. The coding region runs from base 1 to 837 and encodes 278 amino acids. The record is from RefSeq and is a predicted model, not a curated record. NCBI's taxonomy places the organism in Eukaryota, Viridiplantae, Streptophyta, Magnoliopsida, Malvales, Malvaceae. The transcript has a single exon.